AUGGAAGGUGAGCACAAACUAAUUCAAAUCGAAGACUACCGGUUAAACAACGGAAUUCUGCGGCUCCGGCAAGGCAGUGCAAAGUUUUUUCCUGCUCAAGCCAGUGGGAAAGAAGCGAGGAGGAACGUGAGGGGACAUGCUAAGGCAGAAGGGCUAAUCUGCUCGCACAUGUGGCAUUUUUCGUGGCAAAACGCCGAAUUUACGCCCAAGGCAAGCAACUUGCGCGACCGCGGAUUUAUGAAGGAGUAG
Phytophthora nicotianae INRA-310 is the source of this 249-nucleotide messenger RNA. RefSeq lists its product as hypothetical. The record is from RefSeq and is a predicted model, not a curated record. The coding region runs from base 1 to 249 and encodes 82 amino acids. Lineage: Eukaryota; Oomycota; Peronosporomycetes; Peronosporales; Peronosporaceae. The transcript is spliced from 2 exons.